Messenger RNA from Emiliania huxleyi CCMP1516, 1563 nucleotides. RefSeq lists its product as hypothetical. The coding region runs from base 1 to 1563 and encodes 520 amino acids. The transcript is spliced from 3 exons. The record is from RefSeq and is a predicted model, not a curated record. Lineage: Eukaryota; Haptophyta; Isochrysidales; Noelaerhabdaceae.
AUGCUGAUGAUCCUGGCCCGAUUGGUUCGCUCAGAAAGCUUCUGGGCGGUCGUUAAGGUUCGCUCCUGGCACACCGGCCCGGAGUUUGGGUACCCUAGAGUCGGCGCCUCGUCACAUAUGCAGAAGCUGCCGCUCGUUUUCAUCCUAUCCGCUGUGGUCCCUUCUUGGGCGUGCACCGCUGCAGUGGUGCCGUUUCACGACGGGCUCGUGAUCGCCCGCUCGUUGGAGUGGAGUUGGUGGAAAUCUCACGACCCCGAGAAGAUUUUCUUCCACCCGAAGGGCCACACGGACGACGGGGCAGACACCGGCGAACCAUCCAAUUACGGCAUGGUUUGCAUCACAACGAAUUCGAUAGAUGGUCAGAACGUGACGUUGCAAAACAUUGCUACGCUAGAUGGCAUCAAUGAGGAGGGCCUCACCGUCUCCACAAACGUUCACAAUUCGGCAGAAUACCAGACGACGACCUCGGCGUCGAACAACAUUGGACACCACCAAGUUGCCAAACACUUGCUUGCGCAGUACUCGACGGUCAAAGAAGCGAUCGACUAUCUCAAGGGCGUCCGUGUCUAUCGCGGGCUUAACGAGAAGGCCCCCGGAUGUCACUGGCUCGUGGCGGACUCCAACGGCGACGCUGUCACCAUUGAGUUCAUCGACGGAGAACUCAAGGUGUACAACAACAACAACGUGGGCGUGCUGACGAACGACCCCUCCUUUGAUUGGCACCUCGGCUACCUUGACCAAUUCGCUGGGUAUAGCGUGAAGACAAUUCCCAAUGCUCCAAACAAAACGAGCUGCGGUCAGUUCUCGAAAUCAAUGUCUACGUCCGGCGGCGAUGACGAAGAGUGGCCCGCUUGCAAGGCGUACACCGACGAAGACCCAGAGGACCAGCGCAAGAAUGUGGAGGUGAACACGCCCAAGAGCACCUCCAACGGCAUGGAAACGCGGCUGCUCCCUGGCUCUUACACGCCGGCUGAUCGGUUCGUGCGCACCUUCCUAAUUAAGGAGACUGUGAUGCAGGAAGAUUCGCUCAAGCCAAAGACGCUCGACCAGGCCCUGGUUGUGGGGACGGGCCUCCUCAACAACGUGCACAUUGUCCGCGGCAGCGUGGACCGAGGAGUAGCCUAUUCGGAGUACACGGUGUGGGCAGUGCUCAAGGUUCCAAAGUACGAGGAGCACGGGCCGUACUUUUACUACCGGACAUACGAGAACAUGCAGUGGAACAAGAUCGAUCUGAAGCAGCUCAAGGAGAUGGGGGCGUUCAGGGCCGGUGCGGCAAAGAUCAAUCCGAUUCCCUUUCCAAGCCUGGACCGGUUCAGUGAGGACUCAAAGUGGGGCUCCUUUGACGCUGGCGUCAAGGACACAACCCCCCAGUGCUGCAGCCCCGGUGAAACCGCCCACGGAAGCCGCACGCUGCUCUUUGCAUCUAUUGAUGGUGGCGACCGCCGACAGAGGGUGCCGAAAAAUGCCUUCAGUGGCCACACCCUCCGCCUCAUCCUACGUGGAACGCCACGGUCGAUUACGUUCAUGUACAUUGCCGAGGCCUUCUCCGAGGAGACAGUGUAA